Messenger RNA from Candida dubliniensis CD36, 840 nucleotides. It is a transcript of the gene URA6, whose product is annotated as bifunctional uridylate/adenylate kinase. Gene Ontology annotation, cellular component: cytoplasm; nucleus. Bases 1 to 840 code for a protein of 279 amino acids. The record is from RefSeq and is a predicted model, not a curated record. NCBI's taxonomy places the organism in Eukaryota, Fungi, Ascomycota, Pichiomycetes, Serinales, Debaryomycetaceae. Gene Ontology annotation, biological process: CDP biosynthetic process; UDP biosynthetic process; 'de novo' pyrimidine nucleobase biosynthetic process. Gene Ontology annotation, molecular function: ATP binding; UMP kinase activity. The transcript has a single exon.
AUGCUUUCAAGACAAGUUUUAGCAGGUAGGCAAAUUGCUAGUGGUUUUGCUAGACAAAAAGCUAUAUCACAAUGUUUCAAAAGAUUCAAUUCAAGCAAGACCAAUUCCACACCUCCACCAAAAUACUCCAAAGGAAAACUUCUUGCGGUAUUGGGUACUUUAGCUAUUGGUUCAACCGUUGCUGCUUCUUUCUACAACAAGGAGACACCUAAAUCUGCAUUUGAACCCAGUGAAUCAGGUGAUAAACCAGAGUUUUCUGAAGGUAAAGUUUCAGUCAUUUUUGUUUUGGGUGGACCAGGAUCUGGAAAGGGCACCCAAUCAGACAAAUUAGUCAAGGAAAAGGGAUUUGUUCAUUUGUCAGCUGGAGAUUUGUUAAGAGCUGAACAGAAUAGACCAGGCUCCAAAUAUGGUGAACUUAUUGCCAAAUAUAUCAGAGAAGGUGAAAUUGUUCCCCAAGAGGUAACUGUUGCUUUGUUGAAACAGGCCAUCAAAGAAAACUAUGAACAGGGGAAAACAAAGUUCUUGGUUGACGGUUUCCCUAGAAAGAUGGAUCAAGCAUUGACUUUUGAAAAUACCAUCGCCAAGUCUGCAUUUACAUUAUUUUUUGAAUGUCCUGAACAGGUAAUGUUAGAAAGAUUAUUAGAAAGAGGCAAAACAAGUGGAAGAACUGAUGACAACAUUGAAAGUAUCAAAAAGAGAUUCAAGACAUUCAUCGACACUUCCAUGCCAGUUGUCGAUUACUUUGACAAACAGGGGAAAGUCGUUAAGGUUAGAUGCGAUCAACCAAUAGAUGUUGUCGCCAACCAGGUUAAAGAAGCAUUGAAGACAAGAGGCAUUUAG